CAAUGAUCAAGAUAUAUAUUUGAUAAGAAUAAAAUACGCAUUCUAAGUGUUUGGCAUAUAUAAAAGAAACCAGUAAUUGAUAAUAUUUUAUUGAGCCCUGUUAAUACUUGGUUUUGAUUUUCAACAUAAAUAUUUUCUGCAUCAAAAUGCAGUAUUUUGGAAUUACCAUAUUGAUUGUGCUUGUCAGCGGUCAAUCCUUUGGCCGAAGUCUCAAUGAAAAUAAAUCAAACCUUUUAAAAAAUACCAAAAGUAUUCAAUCUUCAUUGACGGAAUUUUUGGAAGUCAAACUAAGGGAUCUUCUUCAAAAUGGAAAUCAAACACUGGGAGUACCUGUACUCGAUCCAUUUUCUCAAGAACAAGUUAUUGUUGAUUAUAAUCAAAAUGGCAUCAAUGCUGAUUUAAAACUGGAAGUUUUAAAUAUCGAAGGAUUAUCAAAAUACAUUGUUAAGACUGCAAAAGUUAGUGUUCUAACUCAAAAGUUAACACUAAUACUUGAGUUUCCAAAAAUUCAUGUAACAGGUUUUUAUGAUAUUGAUGCAAAUGUCAUGAAGGAUAUUGAUAUUUUCGGUGACGGCCAAUUUGAUGUUAGCAUCGAAAGAUUUUCGAUCGAUGUUAUCGUCAAGGCCUCUAUCAAGGGUGGACUUUCGAUAAAAUCCAUUGAUUUACAAAUUGCCCUUGUUGCACUCAAUUUUAAUGUAACUGGAUUGUUUUAUGAUGACAUUUCAUCAGAAAUUUUGAGUGAGCUGGUUUCUGAAAUAACACCUGAAAUUAUAAAUGAUUAUCAUGAUGAAAUAACUGAGGUCGCUGUUAAUCAGGCUAUGAAAUAUGGCAACAAAUUAUUAGAUGGAAUGACUCUUAAUGAUCUUCUUGGAAUGCUUGGAUAAGUUUUUUUUCAUUGUGUAUAAGAAUAAAGAAAUAAAUUUAUAUUUUGAAUUGAAACAACAA
Molecule: messenger RNA, 945 nt
Organism: Aphidius gifuensis
Lineage: Eukaryota; Metazoa; Arthropoda; Insecta; Hymenoptera; Braconidae
Exons: 6
Coding region: 147-884 (245 amino acids)
Source: RefSeq, a predicted model, not a curated record